AUGCUAGGUGGAUUCGGAGGAAAGUCGUCUGCCGGAGGGCGUAAAAGCCUCAGAGUCGCCGUUGCUGGUGACAAAGGAACGGGGAAAUCAAGCCUGAUCUCGGCCGUCGCCUCCGAAACUUUCCCGGAUAACGUCCCGCGUGUCCUUCCUCCGAUUACUCUCCCCGCCAACGCUUACCCUGACAAUAUACCCAUCACCAUCGUCGACACUCCCUCAAGUAUUGACAAUAGGAUAAAGCUCAUCGAAGAAUUCAGGAAGGCUGAUGUGGUGAUUCUUACUUAUGCUUGUGAUCAGCCUUCCACGCUUGAUCGCUUGGCUUCUUAUUGGCUCCCUGAGCUCCGGCGUUUGGAGAUCAAAGCACCAGUGAUUGUGGUGGGAUGCAAGCUUGAUUUACGGGAUGCACGCUCUCCCGCGAGACUAGAGGAUAUAAUGGCACCAAUCAUGAAGGAAUACAGAGAGAUUGAAACCUGUAUAGAGUGUUCUGCCUUGACCCUUAUUCAGGCUCCUGAUGUUUUCUUUUAUGCAUCAAAAGCGGUUCUUCAUCCCACAUUUCCGUUGUUUGAUCCAGAAAAACAAUGUUUGAAACCUCGCUUCCGCAGGGCAGUACAAAAGAUAUUCAACCUCUGUGAUCAUGAUUUGGAUGGUGCCCUUAGUGACGCCGAGUUGAAUGAUUUUCAGGUGAAUUGUUUUGGUGCCCCACUUGACCCCGUCGAACUGAUGGGAGUUAAGAGAAUGGUACAAGAAAGGCAACCAGAUGGAGUAACUGAUCUUGGUCUUACACUUCCUGGUUUCCUUUUAUUUUUUUCUCUAUUCAUUGAGAGAGGUCGCCCUGAGGCUGCAUGGGCUAUCCUCCGGAAAUGUGGUUACAAUGAUUCUUUAGAACUCAGCACCGAGUUAUUACCAGUGCCAGCUAAGCAUUCUCCUGAUCAGAGCAUUGAGCUAACAAAUGAAGCUAUGGACUUUCUGAGUGGGAUCUUCCGGUUGUAUGACCUUGAUAAUGAUGGAGCCUUACUGCCUGCUGAGAUAGAUGAUUUGUUUCAAACAGCCCCGGAUAGUCCUUGGCUUGAGGCUCCUUAUAAAGAUGCUGCAGAGAAAACUGCAGGCGGAAAUUUGACAAUCAAUGGGUUUCUGUCUGAGUGGGCUCUAAUGACUCUACUAGAUCCUCGGAAAACUUUGGCAAACCUGAUAUAUAUCGGUUAUGGGCACGACCCAGCUUCAACGUUUUGUGUAACGAGGAAAAGAUCAGUGGAUCGUAAGAAGCAGCGAACAGAAAGGAAUGUGUUUCAAUGCUUUGUAUUUGGCCCUAAGAAAUCUGGAAAGUCUGCAAUCCUCGAUUCUUUCUUAGGAAGGAAAUAUUCGGAGAGCUAUAAGGCAACAAUGGGUGAACGAUAUGCAGCAAACGUGAUUGAUCUGCCUGGGGGUGUAAAGAAAACCCUGAUAUUGCGGGAAAUACCAGAAGAGAGAGUGAAGAAGUUUCUGGGGAAUGAGGAAUCAAUGGCAGCAUGUGAUGUUGCUGUGGUUGUGUAUGACAGUUCGGAUGUAUACUCAUGGAAGAAAGCGAGGGAGAUACUGAUGGAGGUAGCAAGGAGGGGAGAAGAGAGCGGAAAUGGGAGCCCUUGUCUUCUUGUUGCCGCCAAAGAUGAUUUGGAUCCUUAUCCAAUGUCCGUGCAAGAGUCUGACAGGGUAAGCAUGGAACUGGGAAUAGAGGUGCCAGUGUCGCUGAGCAUGAAACUUGGGGACCCAAAUAGUCUAUUCUCAAGAAUCGUGAGUGCAGCAGAGAACCCUCACGUGAGCGUUCCAGAGACUGAGUCUGGAAGAAGAAGCAAGAAUAUCCGCCAGUUCGUCAACAGCUCCCUUGUGUUUGUCUCAGUUGGAACAGCUCUUGGUUUUGCCGGAUUGGCAGCAUACCGUGCUUAUUCCGCAAGGAAGAAUGCUUGA
Messenger RNA from Microthlaspi erraticum, 1938 nucleotides. The record is from the annotation of a GenBank genome assembly. NCBI's taxonomy places the organism in Eukaryota, Viridiplantae, Streptophyta, Magnoliopsida, Brassicales, Brassicaceae.